Messenger RNA from Oreochromis aureus, 2710 nucleotides. It is a transcript of the gene nmur3, whose product is annotated as neuromedin U receptor 3. Bases 16 to 1290 code for a protein of 424 amino acids. Gene Ontology annotation, molecular function: neuromedin U receptor activity. Gene Ontology annotation, cellular component: plasma membrane. The record is from RefSeq and is a predicted model, not a curated record. Gene Ontology annotation, biological process: G protein-coupled receptor signaling pathway. The transcript has 2 exons. NCBI's taxonomy places the organism in Eukaryota, Metazoa, Chordata, Actinopteri, Cichliformes, Cichlidae.
GUCUUCCUCUCAACAAUGGACCUCUUCUUGCAGGGCUCCUCUUUAAACUUAUCAAAACUGCUCCACAAUAUCAGCAUUCCUGUCAACGCCUCUGGGAAUUAUACUAACAACCAGUUCACAGAGGUCAACCUCUUUGAAAUCCUGGGUCCAAAACGCUCUCCCUUUUUCUUCCCAGUGACCAGUGUUUACCUUCUCAUCUUUCUCAUCGGCUUGUCUGGAAAUCUGCUCACAUGUGCAGUGAUUGCAAAGCACAAAAAAAUGCGUAAUCCUACAAACUUUUACCUUGUGAGCCUGGCUGUAUCGGAUCUUCUCGUGCUUUUGUUUGGGAUGCCCUUGGAGAUUUAUGACCUGUGGCAGAACUAUCCAUUCCCCUUUGGUGAGGGUGGCUGCUACUUCAAAACGUUCCUGUUUGAAACUGUGUGCUUUGCCUCCAUCCUUAACGUCACAGCUCUGAGUGUGGAGAGGUACAUAGCUGUGGUAUAUCCACUCAAAACACGAUACCUGUCGACUAACCAGCACGCCAAACGGGUCAUCACCAUUGUCUGGGUGGUUUCGAUGAUCUGUGCAAUCCCCAACACCUCACUGCACGGCAUCUUCUACCUGCCAGAGAGAAUGGAGGAGUCAGCUAUUUGCACUGUGCUGAAACCUUUGUGGAUCUAUAACCUGGUCAUGCAAAUCACAACUGUCUGCUUCUAUUUUAUACCCAUGAUGGUUAUUAGCAUGCUGUAUUUAAUCAUGGGCCUUCAUUUGGGGAGAGAAAGGCGGCAGUCCGGUGGGAACCUGGGAAAGAACUGUUGCAGCACUCGAAGGAAGAUGAGAGUGGAGAAUGGCCGAAGGAGACAGGUCAUCAAAAUGCUCUCAAUCGUGGUGGCAGUGUUUGGAGUCUGCUGGGCACCCUUUCACAUCGAGCGUCUCCUGUGGAGCUCUAUCAGCCAGUGGACCGACUUGAUGCACAACAUUUAUCAAUAUGUCCACAUCCUGUCGGGCGUCUUCUUCUACCUCAGCUCUGCAGUCAACCCUAUCAUCUACAGCCUGCUCUCCACGCGGUUCAGAGAGUGUUUUCGAGAACUUGUUUGUUCCCAGGGGGAGGACAAUAACUCUGUCAGAGACUCCCCUCCUUUUCCUAAAAUUUUGCUGGAUCCCUCCGUUGCAAGUUCAAGAGGUCAGGCUGAGGGGAAGAACUCUAAUGCUUUCAUCCCUUUGCUGUCUCCUAAUAUGACACUGAGUAUGGACACUGAAAUCCUCACAUGUGCUUGUACAGACACAACCUGCAAGACCUCUGUAUUCUGACAUUUUAUUUGAACAAGCUAGAAAGCAGCUGGUGCAGAAAUAUUGUAAACCGAUAGAUUAACAUUUUGGAUCUUAGGUUUAUUUGUUUUCAGAAUUUGCUGACAUGAUGCUGUAUGAUGAAUACUGCCAGAAGAAAAUGAGCUUAGCUUAGAAUUGAGACUUGAAACAAAUGAGGACAAGUAGGCUGUGUCAUAAUGUAAUGAAACUGUCUCGUCUGCUCGUCUCUGACCCUUUUAUUAACACUGGCUCAUCUCAAAAGUAAAUAAGGUUCUAGUUGAUGAGCCAUGUAAAUCCAAAAGUUGUUUUCGUGUUGUAUUUUAGUGCAAAGAGAGAUCAUUUGGAAGAAAAUAACUAAAUCUACUGCAAAAUCAUGACACUGGAGAUGUACGAAUUUUUGGCAGUUAGGCUGAUGAAACUAUGGAGCAUGAUGUUAUUGGGGACUGGGACUAGACCCCCUGAUGUUUAGUGAUGGUGGAGCAAAAAUAUGGUUGAUGAACACCAUAAAGAUGAGAUUCACUGAAGAACCGGUCUGAGAUUGAGAUAGGGAGAAGCAAUGCCUAAAGGGCAUAGUGACAGUGAGGAUAGAGAAUAGGAACUACUGGCUGAUUGGCUUGGAGAGCACAGAUUUCACUGGAGAAGAGUAGUGACAAUGGCAGUUUUUUUAGGAGAUGAUUUUGAAAAUGAUGUGAUAAUAAAAGAGACAGCAAAAAAUAGCUGACAGGAUAAGAGGUUGAAUGUGAGAGAAAACCCUUUUUUUUUUUAUCAUCAAGAUACCCUUAAAAAUACAUUGUAAGGGUAAAGGGCAUAUAUUUGUUUUUUAAUCUUUGAGAGCCAAGCUAACCGUCCCCCUAUACUUACAGUCUUGAGUUGCUUAGCUUUCCUGUAGCUCCAGUAUCAUAUUUAGCAGCAGUAUUAUGGAUAUUCUCGUAUAACCCUAACGAAAGAUGCGGAUAAGCAUAAUUUCCAAAAUGUUUUGCUAUUUUCUUAAACUUAUUACAUGUCACUAAAAAGCUUGGAUGUAAAAUGAUUAUUUAUCCUUUGUUUGAAGCUUUGAAUCAUAUUUGACGACAGUGCCUGCACAUUUUACCUGCUGUCUUAUUUUUUAACUGCUGUAUGCCUUAUGUCAGAAAGUGGAAAAUCAGAUCGAUCUGAGCCAAAUGAUUACAUGUUGUAAUUGAUAUGUUGUACCUGAAAAUUAACGUGAUGCUAAUUUGCAAAAAGAAGUAGUAUAUAUCUCUGUGUUUCAGUGGGACAAAGAAUGUGAUCAUUUAUUGUGAGCUGUUGCUGAUGGUUUUUUUUGGGGGGGGGUUUCUCUUGUUGCAUGGCCAGCCGGUAAGCUGUUGUUCACUGUGAUUGCAAAAAUGAAAACUGAUUAUGGCUAUUGUGCAAUGGCUAAUUCAAAAGCAAAAUAAAUAUUAAG